GGUUGGUAAUGAAUGCCAGGUUUGCAUAGUGUCUCAUUCAUCCUUGCUGCCACUAUUAAGUUAAGAACACAUACAUAUAUUCUAUCUAAUACCAGUUCAAUCGUGGUUUUGUAAAUCCUUUGCCAAGUUUACACAGUGUGGCGUGCUAUAAACUCCAAGUUAAAGUCAUACGUACAUACAUACAUACUCUUUCAGUUCAGUGGUGUUUUUGCAAAUUGGCAAAUGUUGGACUUUGCCCAACCAUGACUAGGAGCGCCUCUCUACGAGGAGAAAGUUGGUGGGGGUCGGCACUCAGAGAAAGAUUUCUCCACCACCACGGCUUUCCCCAAUAACUCGGUUAGCUGGGACGAUUUGCGUCAUAAAACGGAUCCUAUAUCCUAUAUAACUUGCACCUUAUUUCGUUCAUUCAUCUAUACAUUUUAGCUCCCACUUGUUCCAGCCUUUCUCAUAUUGUGGGGUCCAGUGUUAUAGGCUUUGAAUACAGGUGCUACAUGGUUUAAAAGUGGCCAGAAUGUAGAAAAUCUUCUCUCCCGAUCCCACGCAAUUUUCUCUUGGCUGAACAUACGGCCUGGUUUGGAGAAAGUAACGAACGAAUUUAUUUUUUGACUGGCACUUUUACGUUGGUUUUAAUAUUAAAAUAAGACCAAGAUGAUGGAGAGCACUUUAAAAAUAUUGGUUUUCGUGGUGGGCAUUAUCGGGGUCGUUUCAGCCUCGUUUGAAUUUAAGCAUCACAAUAAUGAGGAGGUUUUGAAAGUGUUGGAAUCGGUGCAUCAAGCUUGUCCAAAUAUUACGAGGAUUUACACCCUCUCAGAAACUUCCGUUAUGGGGACGCCUCUCUAUGUGAUUGAGUUUUCGACCACGCCAGGACAGCAUGAACCAUUGAAACCCGAGUUCAAAUAUAUUGCAAACAUGCACGGAAAUGAGGUUCUGGGACGUGAGUUGAUGCUAAAGUUGGCAGAUUAUCUUUGUGAAGAAUAUCAUCGGGGGGACGCCAGCGUACAAAAACUGAUUCAGAAAACAAGAAUACAUUUGCUUCCUUCGAUGAAUCCGGACGGGUGGAAAAUUGCGACGGAAAAAGGAGGCACAGAUUACUUGAUUGGAAGAAGUAACGCGAAUGGCGUUGAUCUUAACCGAGAUUUUCCCGACUUGGACAAAAUCAUGUUUGGAAAUGAAGAGUACCAAGUUAAUCAUAAUAACCACUUGAUGGAUUUCAUAAGAGAGUUGGGCCAUCCAGUCCAACCGGAAACAUUGGCAGUGAUGCGACUCAUCAUGUCGACCCCAUUCGUCCUAUCUGCUAAUUUGCAUGGUGGCGAUUUGGUGGCCAAUUAUCCGUACGAUUCUAGUCGAACGGGAGCAUCUUCCGAGUACACGGAGACCCCAGAUGACGAUACCUUCCGCAAGGUCUCAUUGGCGUAUUCUACCCACCAUCCAACGAUGGGUGAUCCCCAGCGGAGAUCCUGCGAACCUUUAGAAAAUGUGAACUUUGGAAAAACUGGGGGAAUCAUUAAUGGCGCCAAAUGGUACAGCGUCCGAGGUGGCAUGCAGGAUUUUAAUUAUUUGUCCUCCAACGACUUUGAAAUCACGUUGGAGCUUGGCUGCAAGAAGUAUACGGAUCAGAAGGACUUGGAGCAAGAGUGGAAAAACAAUAAGGACAGUUUGAUCAACUUUAUGUGGCAGAGUCACAUUGGUGUGAAGGGAAUGAUUAGGGACGCCUUUACUGGACGCCCGAUUGCCAAUGCUCUCAUUCGCACGCAGAAUAUCACCCACAUUCAUGGCGAUGAGCUUGGAAUUCCGCGGGAUAUUAACCACGACACGACAUCAGUCUUUGGUGGCGACUACUUCCGACUCCUGACUCGAGGCGAGUACAUCCUGACGGUUUCCUACAAUGGUUACAAAGCACAAUCUCGACGGGUGAAAGUGAACAAUCUUAAAAUGACGGAAGCCACCCGGCUGGACUUUUGGCUGGAACCUCUGGGUCCAACGGAUCCUGAAUUCUCGGCGAAACAGAGCGGAAUGGACACCUUUGAAGACGUCGAGUCCCCCAGCAUUGGUACCUUCGGGGUGAGCACGGACGUCGAGGAUCUCCGAGGACCAGUGGCCAUGCCGAGAAUGUCGUCGUCCUCCAUUGCACAAACGAUGCAACGACAACAGCGAGAAUAUCCGCAUCAGCAACAACCGGAAGUGGCAAUUUCCGCACAAAAACCUGAACCCAUCUCCAAAGACUGGCUAAUGUAUUAUAUGCUCCAUAAUAUUGGCAACAUGUGAAGAAACAUGGUGCGAAAAAAAAGUUGAUAAGUAUAUGUUUUAAUUUAUUUAUUAAACAUAAUUUAUUAUUUUUCAAGGAGAUGAACGAUAUUGAAUAAUUCAAUUUUGAAGUAUUGAAAUAUUUUGAAAAAAUACUAGUCAGAAAAUCGUAUAUGUUUCUUGUUUUUUGCUGUCCUUCAAUUUUAGAGACGCUUUUGUUAAUUAGUUUGUGAUGAAAUUGGUGCUGGGAUGCUUUUCGAAGUGUUUUCUUUGAUUAAAAUUGACUUUAUUUCAUUAUGUAUUUAACAUAUUCAGUGGCCGCGGAAGCCGUGGGGAUAUGUGGGGACAGUAACAUUGUGGGAUAGGGGGAGUGGUUUAUAUAACAUGAUGGGUACGUCAAAUAGCCGUGGGGACAUUGUCCCUCUGUCCCCACCCUUCCGCGGCCACUGAACAUAUUUAUACGUACAUUUAUUAUAUCAUAGUUAUCGUUAAUUAUUUUAUAUAAUUUUGAACUUGUGGUGGAACAAAUCAAUCGCCCAACUAUAAAAUUUUAAGUAAAAGAAAUUAAAUAUAGGAAAUAUUCUUGGAUUAUAAAUAUUCUUUAUUAUUGGUAGUUUGAUCUCAUCAUUAAUUAAGCUUAGUUUAGUUACAUAUACAUAGUUUCAGAGGGAUAUUAACUAUUAUGAUAAAUUUCAUGAAUCUGGUAAUAAAAAAUGUUUACUUCCAUUUCAAAAAUCAUGCAAUAAAUUAUUGUUGAUUUAAA
Molecule: messenger RNA, 3007 nt
Organism: Folsomia candida
Lineage: Eukaryota; Metazoa; Arthropoda; Collembola; Entomobryomorpha; Isotomidae
Product: carboxypeptidase E
Exons: 9
Coding region: 649-2265 (538 amino acids)
Biological process (GO): proteolysis
Molecular function (GO): zinc ion binding; metallocarboxypeptidase activity
Source: RefSeq, a predicted model, not a curated record